AUGUUCAAAGCUAAGGUUUACAUACACCAAGAGGUAUUGUGUCAUUCAUCUUUUGGUAAUUGGGUAGUUAUGGCAAAAACAAUUUUAUGUAUUAGAAGUCUCGACGAUGAUUUGGAUCCCCACAUCCAGGCCGUUUUAGAACAAGUAAAAUUACUCGAUAAUGAGGCAAAAUUUGUUUGCCUUAAUCCUUAUUCUAGAGGUCAUUACAUUGAAAUCACCGCAGGAAAAGAUUCGGAGCUUAGUCCGAGCUGCGUUAUCGUCGUGGAUGGCGAUCGAAUUCCUGCUCAAUCAAUCACAUCGGUCUGGUAUCGCAUGAAGCCUGUUAUUCUAAAGGGUGAUGAAGACCUACAAGGUAGAUCUUUUAUUUUUAAAAAUUUUCAAGGCUUUUUAUUCUGUUGUUGUUGUUUUUUUUUACUUUUUAUGUGCGUAGUUAAGGGGCACCCAGCGACUUGUUUCUGUAAAAUAACUGUUCGAAGGAGCACAUAUUGCCUAGAAAUGUCUAAAGCUUGAAAAAAGCUAAAAAUUUCUGGAUAACCGCUCCAUUUGUCUUAAAUGUUGGGAGGUUUUUCUAAUAGCUUAACUACGAUUUUCGGAGGUUGUGUUAUGUCCACAUUUUAAUACCAAGGUACUGCGAUUAUUGUCAAAAAAGGUCUCCUAAAAAUUUCGGUAUAAAGACAAAACGUCCCCUAUAAUACAGAUAAUUUUCUAAUGAAACUGAUGAAAGUAAGGCUACUUCUAGCGUCCCUAGACUGUUCACAGUCCUCUAUUUUUCCGUAAGAUCAUCGAGAUCGAGCAACUUUGCGUUACGUGCUGCCAUCUUGCAUGAGUGUCAAAACCACUUUAUAAUCCGCGACGCCCGCCCCCUCGGUACAUUUGAAAAUCAAGAUACCCGUGACGGUAAGACGCGGUAUAUCUAAACGAUCUCACGAAAAAAUAGGGGACUGUGAACAGUCUACAGCGUCCCCUGCAGACAUUCUUAGGCGUGCGUCACGCGUUCCACCUAAGAAUGUCUGCGGGGGAGGCUAGGCUACUUCAUGUCCUCAAACUUUCUACCGGAUCCAUCCCAAAGGGUAGCUGACACUUUCGGACCCGGACGAAAAAGCACUUAAGAUUUUCAGAGCAACCCCAAAUUAACUAAACAGGCUUCUAAAGCCAGUAGAAAACCAUUCGAGACACUUUUGGCGUAUUUGGAAACAUUCGGCCGUUGGGUGCCCCUGGUAGUUGUUAUAAGUAGUAAUAGGUAAGUUUUACUUUGCGUCGCAAAAUGAUUUGUGGUGGCGUAGAGUACUCCUCGAUACUAAUAUUGCUUUGCGCAUUCUCUGCACUGCGCUCCUUCAUUUUCUACCGAGCUGGGUAAGAGAAUUUGCCUAUUGUGGUCAUUUUCAGGGGUGGGUUCAUACCCCGGCGUGCCCAAUCAAUGAAAAUCGGUCAUCGGAAACCAAUCAAUAUAAUUAAUAUAAUCGAUAAAAAUCAAUCGAUUAGUAUCGAUUGGUUUCACCAAUCGAUGAAAAUCGAUACUCACAAUGCAAAUCCUCCUCAGCAUCGCGCGGAGAAAGGGGAAAGUGGCCGAAUCUCUUGUUAUUUGUAGGAGUCGGUACUUUCAAGAAAUGUUGUUCAGUCGGUCAGUGUAAAACGUGGACUGCGGACUGCAGAUUGCAGACUGCGGACCAGAGGUAAAAUGAAGACUGAGUGUAAAAUGCAGAAUGAGAAGUCUCAAGAAACGUUCCUCGGACCUUGGAUCGGUAUCUGACUCUCUUAUGAUUUCUACGCGGUCGAGGAUCGGCCGAGGGAAAGUAACACGGCAUCUCGACGAAAGGGACGGUGAGAAGGAAAGAGAGGCAAAAUGGCUCCCUUUCUUCUUCCUUCCCACUCCCCCCUCCCCUGCGCUUCCCUCGUUAAUGUAAUAGAGACGGAAGAGUAGGAGUAGUCCCCAUUUUUCCUAAGGGAUAUUAGAGCGAGCAAAUCGCGCGUGAAAAUCAUCCCACUCGAGACAGGCGAGACGCGGCGGUGAGAGAGAAAAAUCGCCUUUCUCACAUGGGUUGAUUUUCAUGCGCGCUCGCGUUUCGCUCGCUCUACUAUCCCUGAGGAAAAAUGGGCACUACUCGUAGUCUACGGAAGAGAUGGCUUUGAGCGAGUUAGAGAUAGCUGCAAGAUUAUGCUGAGCGUUGAACUUUGACAUCUUUAUAUACGUACAAUAAUAAACGGAAAAUGUUGGGAAAGCGACAAAUAAGUAGCACUCCCACGGAAGUGCAAUCAAUGGCUAAAAGGCGGGACUUUUGUUUAUCUUUAGGUGUUAUCAUUGCAAAUUUUGUCUCCAAAGAGUGGAUGUCGGUGCUUCGUUCAUUGUCGAUGUAUCUUUCCCACGCGCGAUGGAUGAACCCACUGACACCGCAAGUGGAUCUCCUGAACUGCAAGCCUUCUCAGUUACGACUUGCGCAGCAGGUUGGGCUGACUGUGCCGAAGACCACUAUCACAAAUAACCCUCCUGCUGUAGAGAAGCUCUUUAGCAAAGUGGAAAACGGACGAGUGGUGUUUAAGAGUUUGACAGGACUUUUUGUACCGCCAGACAUUGGACUUUUCACAACUGAGAUCACUAAAGAGUUUCCAUCGGUGUCACAGGACGGUAUCGCACAUUGCCCGAGCAUUUAUCAAGAGCUGGUGGAACGGAGAUCCGAUCUACGCAUCACUGUUGUCGGAAACAAAGUCUUUGCCGUUCGUAUUGCCUCGCAAACACUCGAUGAGCAUGAAGAUCGCUUGGAUUGGAGAAGGAGGCAAGAUAAAAAAGAGCUUUACAGCGAAGCACAGGUGCAUGAAAGGCCCUUAGUAACUAGUCAUUCACGUGGUACAGAACCGCCAUAAUAGAGAGCAAGGAACGCAUUGGUAAAUGACAAAUAAAAGGCUUACAUUAGUUUUAGAAAUUUCCUUUAUUUGUCUUGUCACGGUGCGUCCCUUGCUCUCCAGCGUGGCGACUUUGUACCACGUGAAUGAUCAGCUGCAAAGGGCCUAUUACAACUUAAAUUUGAGUCGUUCCUCUAGGUCUCCACAACGAGCGUUUAACAAGCUCUGCCUCGUCCCAACCUCGUUCCCAGGUACUUCUCGCUUUCCAAUAUGCCGCGGCCAUAUUGGAAAGCGAGAAGACCCUGGGGACUAGGUUGUGCCUCGUCCUAAGAGCUAUUGCCGCGCGAAAAAGAACUAAUCAUUGUGGAGUCAUGGAAAGGAUUUAGAUCGAGCAGCGGGUACAGUGCGCACAAACGUCCCAAAACACCACGAACCCCGCGUAACUAAGGAGAAGGGAGCCUGGGGACGACCAUUAUCAAGCUGGAUUGUUACAGCUUAAAAUCACUUAUGGCGAUUGUUAAUUCUGAUUCCCUUGAGUCAGAAUUUAAAAUCCUUGAUUCCCUGGUAACCAGACGCGAAUGAAGGGCCAAAAAAGUAGUCGUCGGGUCACCAUGGAAAGUAAUGAUCGCGAGCAGCGAGGUAAGGGCAUACUUCAUAAGACAACACGCAUGCCCAUGCCAAAGGAGCCCUGGGACGAGCCAGUAUUGAACUUUGUUACACUUUGAAAAUCACUAACGGCCAAUUUUAAUUCUGAUCCUUUCUAACAGAUAUCUGACGUACUUAAGCAGCGCUUGCUAAAGUUCCAAGAAAAAGCAGGGAUAAAUUAUGGCGCUUACGACUUCUUAGAGCGCGGCGACGACAUCAUAUUCCUGGAGUGUAACAUGGGAGGAGCGUGGCUUUGGCUGGAAGAAUUUGUUGGCAUUAAAGUGUCCUUGCACGUCGCGCGAUUUCUACUGGGAUUAGAGGAACUUGAGACCUAA
Molecule: messenger RNA, 3818 nt
Organism: Porites lobata
Lineage: Eukaryota; Metazoa; Cnidaria; Anthozoa; Scleractinia; Poritidae
Source: the annotation of a GenBank genome assembly